Molecule: messenger RNA, 330 nt
Organism: Syngnathoides biaculeatus (alligator pipefish)
Lineage: Eukaryota; Metazoa; Chordata; Actinopteri; Syngnathiformes; Syngnathidae
Gene: pvalb3
Product: parvalbumin 3
Exons: 4
Coding region: 1-330 (109 amino acids)
Cellular component (GO): nucleus; cytoplasm
Molecular function (GO): calcium ion binding
Source: RefSeq, a predicted model, not a curated record
AUGGCAUUCGCUGGAAUUCUGAAAGACGCUGACGUCACGCCAGCCCUCGCCGCUUGCCAAGCUGCCGACUCCUUCAACUACAAGCAGUUCUUCGCCAAGGUCGGUCUGGCCGGCAAGUCCGCCGACGACAUCAAGAAGGCUUUUCACGUCAUUGACCAGGACAAGAGCGGCUUCAUCGAGGAGGACGAACUCAAGCUUUUCCUCCAGAACUUCUCUGCUAGUGCCCGAAGUUUGACCGACAAAGAGACCAAAGCGUUCCUCGUGGCCGGCGACGCCGACGGCGACGGCAAGAUCGGAGUCGAGGAGUUUAUCUCUUUGGUCAAACGUUAA